AUGUCGCCCUGCACCUUCGCCCUCCUCCUCCUCGUCCUCCGUGAUGUGCUGACCUUCCCCGCGCCCGGCCGUGGCCUCCAUCGGCAGAAGAGGGACUGGGUCAUCCCCCCCAUCAACUGCCCCGAGAACGAGCGGGGGCCCUUCCCCAAGAAGCUGGUGCAGAUCAAAUCCAACAAGGACAAGGAGACCAAGGUUUUCUACAGCAUCACGGGGCAGGGGGCGGACACCCCCCCCGUGGGCGUCUUCACCAUUGAGCGGGAGACGGGGUGGCUGGAGGUGACGAAGCCGCUGGACCGAGAGGAGAUGGAUAAAUACGUCCUCUUGUCCCAUGCCGUGUCGGCCAACGGGCAGCCCGUGGAGGACCCCAUGGAGAUCAUCAUCACCGUGAAGGACCAGAAUGACAACCGGCCUGUCUUCACCGAGGCAGUUUUCCACGGCACCGUGCCGGAGGGGGCUGAGCCAGGGACCCCUGUGCUGCGGGUGCUGGCCACGGACGCGGAUGACGCCGAGAGCUCCAGCAACGGGGUCGUGGUCUACUCCAUCCUGCGCCAGAUGCCGGACCAGCCCCAGCCCAACAUGUUUGCCAUCAACGGCAGCACCGGGGUGAUCUCCGUGGCUGCAGUGGGGCUGGUGGCACAGGCGGUCCCCGAAUACACCCUGGAGAUCCAGGCAGCUGACAUGGAAGGAUACGGGCUGCAGGCCACUGCCACAGCCCUCAUCAAAGUGCAGGUGAGGCGCCGAGCCCACCCUGUGCCCCCACGGCAGGCGGACAGGCAUGGUUAG
Messenger RNA from Gavia stellata (red-throated loon), 783 nucleotides. Its product is annotated as cadherin-1-like. Gene Ontology annotation, cellular component: adherens junction; membrane; catenin complex. The transcript is spliced from 6 exons. The record is from RefSeq and is a predicted model, not a curated record. Gene Ontology annotation, molecular function: cadherin binding; calcium ion binding. Gene Ontology annotation, biological process: adherens junction organization; cell-cell junction assembly; multicellular organism development. Lineage: Eukaryota; Metazoa; Chordata; Aves; Gaviiformes; Gaviidae. The coding region runs from base 1 to 783 and encodes 260 amino acids.